GCUAAAAAAGAUGGAAGUGCUGUGAAAGUGGUUUGUACUCCUUAGCAUCCUACCCUAGAGGAAACAAAACAGGUUCGAUAUCCGGUGAAAUUUCUUCUCAGAAAGAGUGACCAGCUGUUGGAACAGCCUUCCUGGGAAGUGGUGGAGUCAUCGUCCCUGGAGGUGUUCCAGAACUGUGGAGAUGUGGCACUGAGAGACAUGGUUAGACCAUAGUUUAGACACAAGAACUUGUUGGAUCCUAACAACUUGAGUACAGAGGCAAAGAAAGGACUAUUGCUUUUGGAUGUAAAAAACGGCAACUUUUAGCUAUUUGCUUGGAAGGCUAUCCUGUUGGGAAUUACAAGCCAUUGAGCCAGCAACUUCCUUCAUUUAGGUUUGGUUCAACACUCAGAAGAGUCGUCAAGAAGUGUUUCCUCAAUGGAGGAUGACAUUGAUGCUGAGCAGAGCUUCUGGGCUAAUUUACCUGAUGUCUGUCUGAGGCAUGUCUUCCACUGGUUAGAUGACAAGGACAGAUCUCGAGCUGCAUUGGUCUGUAAAAAAUGGAAUCAGGCCAUGUACUCAGGAUCCCUCUGGAGAACCAGAACCAUCACAUUCAAUGGCCAACCAUCAAGGGCACAUGCAUUUGAAUUUGAAACUGCACUGUGGUACGUCAAGCAAUUUGGCAAGUAUUUGGAACACCUUGAAAUCAAGUUAUUGCAUCCUUACAGUACUGUCUUUACCCGAAAAUUUCAAGUGUCUAUGAGAGGCCUUCUCUCACACUUGGGUAAGUGUAACUGUCGCCUAGUAUCCUUGAGCAUCAAGCACCUCGAAUUAGAUCGCUUGGUCUGGAAAAACGUAGUCAGGGCUCAGUUUAUCAAGAACUUAGGUACUUUCCUGAAAAGAAUGAGCAAACAGCUUAAUUAUCUCAACUUAAAAGGAGCAAGAGUAACCUUGGAAGAAGGCUGCCAGCUUCUGAAUUCCCUGAGCUGCCUGACUAAUAAAAGUUUUAUAUCUGAAAUAAAUAUUGAGGAUUUCUUCAUUCUCCAUCUUCCUGUCUACAGCAGCACCUUGUUCCACCAUACUGUGUCCAAGUUCCACAGCCUUGUUAUCCUGACUUUCAGUUAUAACUGUGUCUCUGAUGAACUGCUGGACAUUCUGUGCAAGAACAGUGCUCAUUCCCUGUGCACCUUGAAUAUCAAAUGUCAUAUCCAUGACCCUCAUGGGCAAGUGGUCUGGGGAAUGUCAUGGGCCAACUUGGCCAAAAAAGCCCCAAGAUUGAAUGUGAACUUCUUCUUUGAAAGAGUCAUGAAGCAUGAACAUCUAGCCAGGAUCCUGCUAGUGGAGAUCCCAGUCAGGAGCAUCAGUUUACGGAGCUGCUAUUUCAGGGACCCAGACUGGAUGAUGAGACCUACCCUUACCACCAUCCUCCCAGCCUACUGGCAUGUGCUGCAGAAAUUAACCCUUGAAGUAAACAAUGACAAUGAGCUGCUGGAUGAUGAGCUACUGCAGCUCAUCUUAUCAUGCAGGAGGUUGUUUUUUCUGAAAGUCUGGGCAUUUCUUAGUGUCACUUUUAUGGAGAGGUUGCUACAUAGUCGUGCAGAAAGGAAAUGCUUUUUGACUACAAUAAAGGUCAGGAUUUAUACGUCUCGACAAGAGACCAGUGAGGAGGAUCGGCUGUUGCACAAUAUUUACAAGAAGUUCAAAAAUCUGAUUGACUCAGAGCUUAACUAUUUUGUCAUCACCUACCCACUGAUGUAA
Molecule: messenger RNA, 1737 nt
Organism: Numida meleagris (helmeted guineafowl)
Lineage: Eukaryota; Metazoa; Chordata; Aves; Galliformes; Numididae
Gene: FBXO39
Product: F-box protein 39
Exons: 4
Coding region: 418-1737 (439 amino acids)
Molecular function (GO): protein binding
Source: RefSeq, a predicted model, not a curated record